CCCGCAGCCUUGGCAUUGCCUGUGGGGAACCAGAAGGGCCCAAGGAGCCUUGGUGAGAAACGUCGGGGACCCCACCCUGGCCACUCCCACCCAGUGCAGGUCAGAAGGGCAGACUCACGCUGGAGUUGAGACAGCUAAUGCAGGAACGGACUCCAUUGUGGCCCCUUUGAGGGAUAAGGCAAGAGAAAUUAGUGUUGGGGGGCAGCACCCUGUGCCCCAACUGAAGGCCGGCUUCCCCACCCCAACCCUGAGCAGAGGGACCUCACCUGGCGCUGCCACCCAGCUUCAGAGCCAGCCUCCCCAGGGGCUUGUCCAGCUCGUCGUGCACCAGGGUCCAGACCCCACCCUCAACGUCAACCAGCCCGCAGCCAAUCACAUCGUCAUCUGCUCUGGGUGUCCAAUCCGGGCCGCGCCUCGUGGCCGCCAUGUUUACAAAAGGCGGAAGUGGUGAGGCGGUGGCCGCGCAUUCAGUCGCACAGUGUCACCGUAUCCCAGUGGGGUUUAUGUGACAUUCUCGGAGAUCUUGCUUAAUCGUCUGCUUGAGAGGUAGGAACCUCGUUAUGCCGCCGCUAUGGCCCUUCCUCGCUGCAGAACCCAUCCACUUCGUUCACUGCCAUAGAUCUUAACUUGACCUGCUGUUAACUUUUCUAACAGCCUUGGGAUCCUGGGGGCGUGGCCAAGGAACAGAACCUGUAGGCGUCCUAGAGCUGUUGCCUAGUAACGCCAGAAGCUUAGGUUGGUAGGCAGGCAGGGGUCCGGGAAGGAGUUGGCCCUGGCUCAGAGAUCCUCCUGCUACAGACCUCAUGACAGACUCCCGCGAGGCGCAGGCUGAGGAGGCGAAAGCCAAGGUAGAAGGCAGGGAUGACCUGGAGCUUGGCCAGACAUCCUCAUACAGCACCCCAAAGCCAUGGGUGAUUCCAGUCCCGAGGGGAACCCUGCAUUCCAUCUUUGGGACCAGCCAGGUGUUCCGGGGCAUAGAUGAUGUAAAGCCGAAGGUCACAGGGUUAACGGUGCCUCUCAAAGUCAGGGAGUACUACCACCGAGGCCAGGGAUGCCUGGAGCAGGAGGACUGGGAGACAGCCGUGCUCUUCUUCUCCCGCGCCCUCCACCUCGACCCACAGAUGGUAGACUUCUAUGCCUUACGGGCGGAGGCCUUGAUCCAGCUUUGUGACUUCUCCUCGGCUGCCCAGAACCUGCGCAGGGCCUACUUGGCCCAGCCGGAGAACAGGAAGCACCUGGAGCGGCUCACCUUCGUGCUUUACCUGCAGGGCCAGUGCCUCUAUGAGCAGUGCAACUUCGAGGAUGCCCUGAUGGUCUUCUCGCAGGCGUUGGAGCUCCAGCCAGAGAAGCACUGCUUCUGGUACCGAAGCAUGGCCUGCCUCUUGGCCCUCCAGCGGCAUCACGACUGCCUGGUACUCAUCACCAAGCAGCUGAAGCAAGGCACGACCAACGCCGACCUCUACAUCCUCCGUGCCAGGAUCUACAACCUCUUCCAGAUGCCCAACUUCUGCUAUCGGGACCUGUGCAGUGCCUUGCUUUUGGAUCCCAAGCACCCACAGGCCAGGGUGCUGCUCCAGAUGAUGGUGGACCAGGCCCAGGAGGCCCGCCGGGACGCUGGGAUCCUGGCCAUACAGGGCAGGCUACAGCACACCUUGCAACGCAUCAACUGUGCCAUUGACAACAGCCCUCUGGACCCCAGUCUCUUCCUCUUCCGGGGCAUCGUGUACCGCCGGCUGCAGGAGUUUGACGCAGCGGUGGAGGACUUCCUGAAGAUCCUGGACAUGGCCACCGACAGCCAAUGUGACACGGUGCGACAGGCGCAGCGCCAGCUGCUGCUGACGUACAACGACUUCGCGGUGCACUGCUACAAACAGGGCUCCUACCAGGAGGGCGUGCUGCUGCUCAACAAGGCGCUGCGGGGCGAGCAACGCGAGAAGGGGCUCUACAUCAACCGCGGCGAUUGCUUCUUCCAGCUGGGCAACCUGACCUUUGCCGAGGCAGACUACAACCAGGCCCUGGCCCUGAGCCCGCAGGACCAGGGCGCCAACACUCGAAUGAGCGUCCUGCAGGAGAUGAUGGGCUUGGGCGAGCAGAAGUGCCGGCAGUUCCAGCGGGCUGAGGACCACUUCUCAGCAGCCAUUCAGCACAAUCCCCUGAGGGCCCAGUGCUACCUGUACCGGGCCAGGAACCGCCAGAUCCUACAGGACAUUUUUGGUGCCCGCCAGGAUGUUGCCACAGUGCUGCUCCUGAACCCCAAGCAACCAAAGCACCGAGAGGAGCCAUCUAGGACUCUGCAAGGCAGAGCACCAGCCUUCUGCCACCUGCUUCGGCCCACAUCUGGCUCUGGCCCCCCUCUUUCCUGGCAGCUCUCCCUGCUGCUGACCAAACUCUUUCCGGGCAUGUCAGUGGAGGAGGUGCUUAGCAGCCAGGUGGGCCAGCUGGCCAAGCUGCAGCUGGAGCGGAUGGUGGAGAGAGGCCUGCAGGCCAAGAGCCCACAAGGCAUCGUGGGGGUUCGGGAUCUCGAGUGCCAGAAGGCCCAGGCCCUGAAGCUCUCUUGGAAGCUCAAAUGGCCUUUGUCUGAGACCCCCAAAGAGCCAGAGCUCACCUCCCAGAUGCUGCAGGUAUCCCUGGAAGACUCAGGGGAAGACACUGAGGCCCUCAAGGGGAAGAAAGCAGGGAGAGAGAAAGAGGACAAACUGAAGCUCAACCUUCACAAAGUGACGUCCACAUCCGACAGCGACCUCGACCAGACCUCCUCGGGCUCCGUCCUUGGCUGUAAGUCCCUGGUGUCCUUCAGGACGGCGUCCACCUCAGGGACAGAGAUGUCCACGCCAUCCCAGGAGUACAGGAGCACCUCCACCACCCCUGGGAUGGUCUCCGACUCCUCGCUGCCCAAGUCUCAGUCCUCAGACUCCAGGAAUGAGAGGGAGGCCCAAAGCCUGAAGCAUCGGCCCAGAAAACCCCAGGCUUCUCAGGCUCAGAUGCAGAGCUCGCCCAAGACCACCCAGAGCCAGGGCUCCAGCGAAACCAAGGCUGCCAAGAGUCAGAGGCAGAGGCCCAGCAAGAUCAAGGCCACCCAGAGCCCCAGGCAGAGAUUCAGAAAGGCUAAGGCUACCCACGGCCAGAACUGGGGACAAGUCCAGGGUUCCAGCAGGACUAAGUCCAAGGGUUUCCAUGACCCAAGUGGGAGCCUCAACAAUACCAAGGCCAACCAGGGCCAGAGCUGGAUGCCCAAUGAGACUGAGGCUGCCCUGAACCCAGAAAAGGGCACGAGCUCAAGUUCCAACAAAACUGAUGCCACAAAGGGCCUGGGCCAGAACAUCAGCAAGUCCAAGGCUGGUCAGGGCCCUGACCAUCAUGCUGUGCUCUGAAUGUCCGAGUAAGGCCCCUACAUCUUACAGGUCCCCCACACCGGCACACAAAAUGUUGCCCCCUUCUAGGACAACAAGAAGCCCAGCCAACGUUCCUGUGGUCCCAUGGCUAAGUUUAUUAUACUCGUUCAUUUACAAAAUUAAAAACUUCUAAGUCCA
This is a messenger RNA of Fukomys damarensis (Damara mole-rat), 3530 nucleotides long. It is a transcript of the gene Ttc16, whose product is annotated as tetratricopeptide repeat domain 16. Bases 804 to 3371 code for a protein of 855 amino acids. Lineage: Eukaryota; Metazoa; Chordata; Mammalia; Rodentia; Bathyergidae. The transcript is spliced from 15 exons. Gene Ontology annotation, molecular function: protein binding. The record is from RefSeq and is a predicted model, not a curated record.